GUCAGCUCUCGCGAGAGCUCUCGCGAGCGUUGCCGUGACUGGCUGAGGCGGCGCACCUGUGUCCGCGUCCAGCUGCUGUGAGGCCGAAGGUUCUCGAGGCUCCGGCGAGCACAGACCAUGCUCCGAGCGGCGGCUCCGAAGCGUCUCCGGCGGGCGGCUUCAUGGCUGCGAUUUCAGAGUACCCUGGUAAUAGCCGAGCAUGGAAAUGAUACCCUAGCACCCAUUACAUUAAAUACCAUCACUGCAGCCAAACGUCUUGGAGGUGAAGUGUCCUGCUUAAUAGCUGGAACCAAAUGUGACAAGGUGGCACAAGAUCUCUGCAAAGUAGCAGGCGUUGCAAAAGUUCUGGUGGCUCAGCAUGAUGCAUACAAGGGCCUCCUUCCAGAGGAGCUGACGCCAUUGAUUCUGGCAACUCAGAAGCAGUUCAAUUACACACACAUCUGUGCGGGAGCAUCUGCCUUUGGAAAGAACCUUUUGCCCAGAAUAGCGGCCAAACUUGAUGUUGCCCCAGUUUCUGACAUCAUUGCGAUCAAGUCACCUGACACAUUUGUGAGAACUAUUUAUGCAGGAAAUGCUUUAUGUACAGUGAAGUGCGAUGAGAAAGUAAAGGUGUUUUCUGUCCGAGGAACAUCUUUCGAAGCUGCAGCAACAAGUGGAGGUAGCGCCAGUUCAGAAAAGGCAUCAGAUACUUCCCCGGUGGGGCUGUCGGAAUGGCUUGACCAGAAAUUAACAAAAAGCGACCGGCCAGAGCUAACUGGCGCCCAGGUGGUGGUGUCUGGUGGUCGGGGUUUGAAGAGUGGAGAGAACUUUAAGUUGUUAUAUGAUUUGGCAGAUCAACUUCAUGCCGCAGUUGGUGCUUCUCGUGCUGCUGUUGAUGCUGGCUUUGUUCCCAAUGACAUGCAAGUUGGACAGACGGGAAAAAUAGUAGCCCCAGAACUUUAUAUUGCUGUAGGAAUAUCUGGAGCCAUCCAACAUUUAGCCGGGAUGAAAGACAGCAAGACAAUUGUGGCGAUUAACAAAGACCCAGAAGCUCCAAUUUUUCAAGUGGCAGAUUAUGGGAUAGUCGCAGAUUUAUUCAAGGUAGUUCCUGAAAUGACUGAGCUAUUGAAGAAAAAAUGAGUCGUGAUCGUGUCGUAAAGAAAAUUAUAUGUCUGAGUAUUCAGCUGAAAUCAUAGAAUUCCAUGGCUGUUAUUGGAAACCUUGCAGAGCUGUAUUUCAGAAUUCGAGGAAAAAUUCUAACAGAUGCUGGAAUGCUUUUUUAUGGGGCUGUUAUUAUGUUUCUUUUAUUAUGUUUCAAUUAUUUGUGGUUCUAAACAACUAGUUUUUGAAAUUUUCUAAUUCUGCAAUAAAUAUAUAAUAAAGUCUUUCCACAGCUUUACAACUACCAGAAA
Molecule: messenger RNA, 1391 nt
Organism: Pteropus alecto (black flying fox)
Lineage: Eukaryota; Metazoa; Chordata; Mammalia; Chiroptera; Pteropodidae
Gene: ETFA
Product: electron transfer flavoprotein subunit alpha
Exons: 12
Coding region: 118-1119 (333 amino acids)
Cellular component (GO): mitochondrion
Molecular function (GO): electron transfer activity; flavin adenine dinucleotide binding
Source: RefSeq, a predicted model, not a curated record